Populus euphratica (Euphrates poplar) is the source of this 1847-nucleotide messenger RNA. RefSeq lists its product as uncharacterized. The record is from RefSeq and is a predicted model, not a curated record. Bases 268 to 1377 code for a protein of 369 amino acids. Lineage: Eukaryota; Viridiplantae; Streptophyta; Magnoliopsida; Malpighiales; Salicaceae. Gene Ontology annotation, biological process: regulation of cellular response to heat. The transcript is spliced from 14 exons.
UUUUAAAAAAAAAAUAGAAAAAAAAUCCAAAAAAUUCAAAUCUUUGCGCCUCUCUAGAAACUGAAAUUUCAACCUACCGAAAGAGAAAAAACCCUAUCUCCCCGCGUCAAUGUCACGCUUUUGAAAAACAAAAACACACUGUGUCCCUCCCUCCCUCCCUCCCCUCCCUCUAAGACUCGAAUCCGGACCCUUCGAGUUCGAUCCAAAAUAACCAAGCUCUCUCGCCAUUACUUGGUUUUUUCUCUCUAGAAAAUCAAUCAAUCAAUAAUGAGGAAAGGAGCCAAGAGAAAGAGAAUCCAGAAAGAUAAUAAUGAAGACGAAGCUGCUGCCGUUCCCGCUCAAGACAACCACAGAACCACCGAAACGACGAAACCAGCUACUAGAGCUAAGUCAGUCAAGGCAUCCAAACCCGAACCCGAAUACUUCGAAGACAAGCGCAACUUGGAAGACUUAUGGAAGGAAAUAUUCCCUGUCGGUACAGAGUGGGAUCAACUGGACAAGGUUUACGGAUUCAACUGGAAUUUCUCUAAUCUAGAGAAUGCAUUUGAAGAAGGAGGUGUUCUACAUGGGAGGAAAGUUUACCUUUUUGGGUGUACAGAGCCUCAACUGGUCCCUUUCAAGAAUGAAAGCCUAUUAAUCUACAUACCUGCAGUCGUGGCAGUUGCAUCUCCUUUCCCUCCAUCUGAUAAGAUUGGAAUUAAGUCGGUUCAGAGGGAGGUUGAAGAAAUAAUUCCCAUGAAACAAAUGAAAAUGGAUUGGGUUCCUUAUAUACCUCUGGAAAAUAGAGAAAGUCAAGUUGACAGACUGAGACAUCAAAUUUUUAUUCUGAGCUGCACUCAGAGAAGGUACCUUGCUUCCCUCUCAAUCUUCCUGUACACGCACAAUAAAUCAUUUCUAGUGUUUUAUAUGAUGGCCGCUUUGAAACAUUUGAAGAUAGAUCGGAUCAAGAAAUAUGAGUACUGCUUACCUUAUUUCUACAACCCCUUCAAGGAAGAUGAGCUUGAGCAGAGCACUGAGGUUCAGAUAAUUUUCCCAUCAGAACUAAAGCCGAUUUUCUGUGAAUUUGAUUGGGAACUUGAUGAACUUGAGGAGUUCACUGAUAAACUGAUCCAGGAGGAUGAAUUAUCUGAAGAUCAAAAGGAUGCCUUUAAGGAAUUUGUUAAAGAGAAAGUUCGAGAAGCAAAGAAAGCUAACAGAGAGGCAAGGGAAGCCAGGAGGAAGGCCCUGGAUGAAAUGAGUGAGGAAAGUAGACGAGCAUUUGAGAAGUUGAGGUUUUACAAGUUCUAUCCUGUGCAAACACCUGAUACACCGGACAUAUCAAAUGUGAAGGCAUCCUUCAUAAACAGGUAUUAUGGGAAGGCUCAUGAGGUUCUAUGAGUGGAUACAUCGAGGACAAGCGUGACAGUUUGAAGCCUGCUUUGGCCGCAAGGAAUCAAAUUUGAAGAUUUUGUUCACCAUGAAGAUGGGAGUCAUGCCUGUGGGGCCUCGUUAUAAUCUUCGCUUUAUCAGUCUAGGUGUCUCACGGCAUGUAAACCUUUUAGUUUCAGAAUUUUUUUGACAGUCAGCACAAGGUGUACACUAGCAGGCAUUUGUAAGAUAACACUGUUGAGGGCCAUCACAUUUUCCAGUUAUAGAGUUGCAGGUGGUGAAAUUCACCUGAUGCUUGGAUCACUCGUUGUUUCCCCAUACAUUCCUCCCAAAUAUUUGUUCUGAUAUAAUUAGUUUUAUUACCAGAAGUUAGUCGCAAAACAAUAUGAUUUAUAGCAUUUCAACUCCCUGUAAUAAAUGACCGCAAUGCAUUGGCCUGCGUUCUAAAUUUGACCGGUGGUCUGAGGACUCGAGCAAAA